AUGAUGUUUCAAAACAGUGAAGAAGAAAUUAUGGAAAGAUCUAGUCAUACUUCUAACUUUGAAGAACCUUUACAAGAUAUUAAAAAUGCAAAAUUUGAAAGUUUACCUUCUAAAAAAUUCAAUGAUGAAUAUAAAUUUGAAGAAACAAUAGUUGAAAAAAUGUUUACAGAAGAAAUAUGUAGUAGUAGUGAAGGAAUACCUUAUAUAGAUGAAAAUAUUGGUGUAAACUAUGAAGCUUAUGAUUUAUCAUUAAUUGUAUUUGAUAAAACUGAAAAAAGAUAUUUAGAUUCAAAUUAUGUUGAUAAAGAAACAAAAGAAUGUUUAAAGAAAAAAGAUGAAAAUAAUAAAAAAGUUCGUUUUGAAAAAGACAUUUCAGAAUAUGAUAAUUUAAAGGAAAACUUUGAUUGGUGGUUAAAUAAAAAAGAAAAUCGUAGAAAAAGUUAUGAACAAAUGAUACCACUUAACGAAACAACAUUAACAAAAGAAAUUGAAAAUGAUAUGCAACAGGAAAGUAAUGAUCAAUUUUUUGCAGCAAGUAAACUUUCAAUAUGUCUCAAAUUAUUAAAAUAUUUUUUUCUUUUCCUACUAUUUUUUAUUCCUUUAUUUUUAAUAAGUUUAGCUUUUUUUGGUUUUGGUUUAUGUGAUAUUCAACCAACAAUUCCACAUAGUUUAUAUUUUAUUGGAUUUUUUAUUUUUAUUUCAUUUGUCUUAUCAAUUUUACUUUCAUUGGAUUGGUCUCCAGCUAUAGCUAUAUUUUUAACUAUUAUAUUAUCUAUUAUUUGUAUUAUUUUAACAGGAUUUAUACUUUUUGUGACUUAUUGGUUCUCAGAUUUUUAUUAUCUUCUUCAACAACAACCACCACAUUGUCCUACUUUUUAUUGUAGUGAUAGAAGUGUAUUUGCAUAUGUUACAGCAAUUCUACUUUCAUGGAUAUCAUUAGGAAUUAUAUUAUAUCUUAAUAAAAACAUUUUUUCUAAAGUUACUUUUUGUAAAUAA
Strongyloides ratti is the source of this 996-nucleotide messenger RNA. RefSeq lists its product as hypothetical. The record is from RefSeq and is a predicted model, not a curated record. NCBI's taxonomy places the organism in Eukaryota, Metazoa, Nematoda, Chromadorea, Rhabditida, Strongyloididae. Bases 1 to 996 code for a protein of 331 amino acids. The transcript is spliced from 3 exons.